AUUCCGAAGCGGCACAUUGCCGUCGGCAAAAUGCAAUCCCGAACCUCUAGCAAGCCAGAAACGAAUGACCGUCGGUAUAUGAUGACACUACAAGCUGUUUCUGCACACAAUGGAGCUUAUAGGAGGACCAUAUCACUGGAAGCCGCGCUAGACACGUCGGAGCGAUUGAUGCAAUGGGGACAUCGAGCACGCCUCAAGCAGCAGCAAGUUGCCAACGAGCAAGACGACAACACGCUCGUACAUCCGCGACUUGCCCAGCGUCUGUCGAAAUGCCAGAUUGCCGCCGCCGCGGAGCGUCUCUCGUUUCAGUGGCGCGAUGCGUCAGCCUCUCGAUCGGGGCCAGACGUCGCGGAACCCAAGGAUGACGACAUGCGGGAGUGCACGUUUCGUCCCCAACUCGUUGCCAAAAUGGAGUCGUGGGUCACGUGUAGAUACCAGUACCCUCCGACUAUACCCCGACCUCGAGUUAUCCCAAGCGUCCAUCGCCCCUUUGUCCCUCGAAUCAAGCCCUUUCCCAUUCAAAACGAAGAAAAAGAUGUUCACGUGCGGCUGUAUCAAGAUCAUAUUCGCCAACAAGACAAACGCUCGACAUUCGAGAUGGAGCGCCAUCGAAAGCCUCGACCGACCAAAGUCGUCGACGCCGAAGGCAUUCAAGUGUUCUUGGCUCGACAAGCAACCUACGAAGCCACUCGGCAGCGCCACAUUGAGCAGCGCAGCGGUGACGACCCCGAAUGCAAGUUUACCCCACAGUUGGAUGAGCACUCGAGACACCUGUGCGCCUCUGGACGAGCGUUGGACGCAAGGAUGCGCAAAGCUCACGAGCGCCGUCAUUCGAAGCUGCAGCAUGUGCUUGCAUGCAUGCCCUCAAAGCCUAGGCCGAAACCACGCAAGACGAUCGACGACCUUGGGCCUCGGCUAGUGGAACUGAGUCGGCCCAAAUCAGUUGCCGCCGCCGUACCAGACGACUUUCAGCCGCACGUCGAGGCCAAACGAGCUCCAACGAUCGAUCUCUACGACGCCCAAGUGUUUUACGCUAAACAACAAACCAGUCUCCAGCUGAAAAAAGAACGCCUGCUGCGCCACACAUUUGAAUCUCUCUUGGACGAUUAUAGGUCCAUGGAUCCUCCUCGUCAUGCCACUGACAAGUCGUCGCGUCGGCUGCCUUCGUUGUCUACUCGAGGGGGGAGCAAGGCAGCGCCCCCUGCAUAACGCGAACCAAUGAGUUGCCUGAUCCGGCC
Aphanomyces astaci is the source of this 1238-nucleotide messenger RNA. RefSeq lists its product as hypothetical. NCBI's taxonomy places the organism in Eukaryota, Oomycota, Saprolegniomycetes, Saprolegniales, Verrucalvaceae. The coding region runs from base 31 to 1209 and encodes 392 amino acids. The record is from RefSeq and is a predicted model, not a curated record. The transcript has 6 exons.